ACACACGUACCAGUGUGUACAUAUUUCCCACAAAAAAAAACCAAGCGGUACAUAGAAAAGUUGUAAACAAUCCGAAAAAAUUAUAAAAACUAAGGAAAAAUGGUUAAAAACGAGACAAACUUUGUGGUGGAGCGCAUCAUGGACAAGCGCAUCACCAGCGACGGCAAGGUGGAGUACUUCAUCAAGUGGCGCGGCUUCCCGUCGACGGACAACACCUGGGAGCCGGAGGAGAACUGCGACUGUCCGACGCUAAUCCAGCGUUUCGAGGAGUCGAGGGCCAAGUCGAAAAAGCGAGGCGAGAAGAAGCCCAAGUGCGAGGAGAUCCAGAAGCCACGUGGAUACGAACGCGGUCUGGAGCUGGCCGAGAUAGUGGGCGCCACGGAUGUCACCGGGGGCAUUAAGUACCUUGUGCGUUGGCAGUACUGCGAUGAAUUUGACUUGGUGCCCAGCAGUCAGCUGUCGGAAAAGGAUCCGCAGAUGCUGAUCGCAUACUAUCAGAAGAUGGCACCGUAUACGCGCCACAUAGCGAAGCGGAUGAAAGGCGUGCCGGAAGAGCUGCGUUCGGUGGCCUCGCGCACAAGUUACCCGCCCGUUAGCAGCGUUCCGGUAGAAGUUCAUCAAGAAGUGGCGCAGGAACAUGAUCAGACAGCUGAACAGUACAGCAUGGCCAUGCCCGUCGAUCAGGUGCCACAGCAUCACACACCCAUGGACCUCGCCGACGACCCCAACAUGGGAAAUGUAGCAGUUUCCUACUCCAUUCCGGUGCCAGGUGUUGGUCACAUCGGCAUUGAUGUGCCCAUGGCAGACGGCCAAUAAGGACGCAAUCGGACUCUACGGUUCAAUAUUUACUCUUAGCCCUUAAGUUACUUUUAUGUAAAGCUAUCUAAAACCGAUUGGCUCAUCCAGAUUGAUGUUGCCCAGCUGGCCAGUGCGGAAGAAGUGUAUAAACUUUCGUGCUGCCGCCAAUAAAUUGGUCAUCACCUCCACCCGUC
Drosophila serrata is the source of this 992-nucleotide messenger RNA. It is a transcript of the gene HP1c, whose product is annotated as Heterochromatin Protein 1c. Gene Ontology annotation, cellular component: nucleus. The record is from RefSeq and is a predicted model, not a curated record. Lineage: Eukaryota; Metazoa; Arthropoda; Insecta; Diptera; Drosophilidae.